UGUGAUAACUACCGGAGCGUGCAGUCCAAAGCUAAAGUCAAAACUUAUCCCUGAACAUUUUGAAAUAGAAAAUCGAAACAAACAUGCAGUCCUCCAGCAUCUGUGUCCUGGCCAUUUGCGCCUUCGUUCUGGUCUCCUCGAUCAGUGCCGCUCCCCUGGAUGACUCCCAACAUGCCACUAUCCUGCGAUACGACAACGACAACAUCGGCACCGAUGGCUACAAUUUCGGUUACGAAACUAGUGAUGGUAUCACUCGCCAGGAGCAGGCUGAGCUGAAGAACGCCGGAACCGACCAGGAGGCCCUCAGCGUCCGUGGAUCCGUCAGCUGGGUGGCUCCCGAUGGCCAGACCUACACCCUGCACUAUAUUGCCGAUGAGAACGGUUUCCAGCCCCAGGGUGACCAUCUGCCCCACAACUAAAUAUAGCUCAUUGGUGUAGCCAGUAAUAAUCAGUAUUUCUUCAUGUUGUAAAAUAAAACAGAGUUCUACAAUUUUUUAAUUUUAAA
Molecule: messenger RNA, 505 nt
Organism: Drosophila subpulchrella
Lineage: Eukaryota; Metazoa; Arthropoda; Insecta; Diptera; Drosophilidae
Gene: Cpr65Av
Product: endocuticle structural protein SgAbd-6
Exons: 2
Coding region: 84-419 (111 amino acids)
Cellular component (GO): chitin-based extracellular matrix
Molecular function (GO): structural constituent of chitin-based larval cuticle
Source: RefSeq, a predicted model, not a curated record